This is a messenger RNA of Penicillium alfredii, 732 nucleotides long. RefSeq names its product flavin-linked sulfhydryl oxidase ERV2. The transcript has 4 exons. Gene Ontology annotation, molecular function: flavin-dependent sulfhydryl oxidase activity; flavin adenine dinucleotide binding. Lineage: Eukaryota; Fungi; Ascomycota; Eurotiomycetes; Eurotiales; Aspergillaceae. The record is from RefSeq and is a predicted model, not a curated record. Gene Ontology annotation, cellular component: mitochondrion. The coding region runs from base 1 to 732 and encodes 243 amino acids.
AUGGCGACCCGUCAAAUCACUCGGCGCAUUGUCAUCAGCGUCGCAUUUUCCAUCGGUCUCAUCUUCUUCCUGUUCAUUCGGCCCCAGGGCCCGCCGUCCCCGGCCAUUCGAGCCCCGGGACAUAUCGAUCACUCUGCUCCGGCGACUGGACCCCCGCCGGCGGUUCAUGUCGAGGAUGGAACAUUGAAAGGCGAUGUGGUGAUGCCCAAGCUGGGCAAUGCAACAGCCAAGGCUGAACUCGGCCGUGCGGCAUGGAAGUACUUCCACACGGUGAUGGCGCGUUUCCCGGAGAAGCCUACUCAGGACCAGCAGGAUGCGCUGCGUUCCUAUAUCUAUUUGUUCGCGCGGCUCUACCCUUGCGGUGAAUGUGCCUCGCAUUUCCAGCAGCACAUUACCAAGUACCCGCCCCAGGUGUCUUCGCGAAAGUCGGCUGCCGGCUGGCUGUGUUUCAUCCACAACGAGGUCAACGCCAUGCUCGACAAGCCGGAAUUCGAUUGCGCCAACCUGGGUGACUUCUAUGAUUGCGGCUGCGCCGACAAAGAAGAGGGCGAUAGCAAGUCUGGCGGGGGAAAGUCUGGUGAGGGCAAGUCCGGUGAGAGCAAGUCCGGUGAGAGCAAGGUUGGCGAGGGCAAGGACGGCCAGUCUACGCUGCCUCGGUCCGGUGGCGCAGAUGGUAAAUCUCAUGACAAACAUGCCGUGGAGAUCUCGAAGGAAGAGACUACCCGCGGUUAA